AUGCUUGCCCCUCGAGUCUUGCGGCCUGCAUCUGUGCUGGUCCGACCUUUCCACACAACUGCCCCUGUCUUCCGUUCGCCCUCCAUUCGCGACAUCACACCCGACUCGGCUGAAGAGUUCACUGCACGCCAGAAGGAGUUUCGCGAGAACCUGGAAGUAGCUCGCAAGAAGAGAGAGCAGCAAGAGAGUCAGUCAGUCGGUGCUUCUGCUUCCACCUCUGCAUCUGCCCCAUCCCCUGUUGCCCGUGAUCGCCUCCGUGAGUACGCUGACGCUCCCGCUGCUUCCUCCAAGAGCAACGCGAGCGAUGAAAAAAGCCCCAUCUUUGAUGCCGCCGAUGUUCUUGAUAAUCAAGCAUUGGGCUCACUUUCUACCCACCGUUCUUUAGGAGACGAACAUUUGAAGGAAGCUAACCGGUCUCCCAAACGCGGACCGCUAUCUUCCCUGAUUUACGGCACGAAAGAAGGCCAGCAGCUCGAUAAGGACAUCGAACGCUCGUUCUCACAAGUUCUCGCUCGCGGCAAAUACGUGCACUCCAUCGUCUUCCACGAAGUGAAACCCGACCGUGUCGAUGAGUAUGUCGACCUUGUUGGCGAGUGGUAUCCUAGGAUGGCUGGCACGGAAGAGAACCGCGUGAAUCUGGUAGGAAGUUGGCGAACGCAAGUGGGAGACAACGAGACUUUCGUACAUAUUUGGGAGUAUCAGCGAUACGAAGGUUACCACGCGUCUCUUCACAAUAUCUCGCGCCAUCCAGAUUUCCCUGCGUUCGACCGCAAACUCAAGAGUCUGAUCAAGAGCAAGAAGACUUCUUUGAUGCAGGAAUUCUCGUUCUGGCCUACAACCCCACCGCGCCGUCUAGGAGGCCUCUUCGAACUCCGAUCUUAUACUCUUCACCCUGGCAAUCUCCUCGAGUGGGAAACCCACUGGCGCCGCGGUCUCAAGGCGCGUCGCGAAGUGAUGGAAGGUGUCGGUGCCUGGUUCGUGCAGAUUGGGGAUCUGAACACAGUGCACCAUCUAUGGCAGUUUGCGAACCUGGAAGAGCGCAAGAUUCGCCGAGAGCAGUCGUGGGGCAUCGAAGGCUGGGCUGAGACCGUGCAUAAGACUGUUCCGCUCAUUCAAACCAUGCAGAGCCGCAUUCUGGUUCCCAUGCCUUGGAGCCCUGUCGGCUAA
Messenger RNA from Aspergillus mulundensis, 1167 nucleotides. Its product is annotated as NIPSNAP family protein. The transcript has 2 exons. NCBI's taxonomy places the organism in Eukaryota, Fungi, Ascomycota, Eurotiomycetes, Eurotiales, Aspergillaceae. The record is from RefSeq and is a predicted model, not a curated record. Bases 1 to 1167 code for a protein of 388 amino acids. Gene Ontology annotation, cellular component: mitochondrion.